UCGCAUUUCGAACACUAUACUUCGCGGAUUACAGAUUGUGCAAAACGUAUUGAUACCGAUGUAUAGACCGCCUAGGCGACUCUCACAAGUAAGGAAAUGCAGGUUUUGUCGCAGAGAUAAGCGGAAGUGCAUUCCUGCGGAUCGAGUAUGGCCAGGCCAGAAAUGUGACGCUUGUGUGCGAUAUGGCUAUGACUGUUCAGACGGCCUUAGCGCUGUGGACGAGGAUAUUCUCAACAGACAAAGCCGAAUAAGCAAUCGCCUCCGACUCAAUCAAAAUAUUGAUACAUUGCCUUCCAUAGUCACUGAGUCUCGACGGCCCGUCCUAUCCUUUGGACCUUCCAGCUCAGAAAAUGUAAGCACUGGUGCAAUUCGCUUGGUAGGAGAAUAUGAACCAAGGGGAAGUAGCACCGAACCGUUGCCUCAUGGUUCCCUCACCAAUUAUCAACCGUCGGGGCCCAGUGGAAAAACAAGUCUAACCACUCAGCUGGAAGGGAGUUUGUUUCGGAUAUGGGCCAAGGAAGAUAUAUAUCGAGAUAUCUGUAGCCCACGCCUAGGGACAACAGCGGCGGAAAUAUUUGUUCACUGCCGACAAAUUGCAGAAUCGGACGAUAUGGUCUUCUCCUCUUUGUUCGCCUUCUGCGCGGCUAACUUGUCCGUCUAUGCUAAACCGAAGAUCUCCUUGGAGCUCGAAGUAGCCUCGCGAAAGUACCUUGGACGGACGCUGAACUUAUUGAAGACGCAGAUGAACCUUCGACAUGGAAGAAUACUUUCUCUACAAUAUUCACUUUUUCUGUUAGCAUGCUAUGGGACUAGUAUUAACGACCCGGAUAUGAUAAACUUUGCGGCCAUAUUACUCAAUAUGACUCGAGAAAGGAGCGCAUCCUUCCCUUUUGCAUUACAGUUACUUAUGCCGCCUCCGCGAGGGUGGCGUCUGCGUAUUUAUCUUCCGGAUGAUCUAUUCGACCCUGGCGUGAUGAUUGGGCACGAUACCACAGUUUUCAAGUCAGCCAUGAUUGGUGCUCUUGAUAUAUGAAUUGGUAUAUCUAACACAGUUUAUGACCUGCUGUCAAGCUACCGGGAACUUCUGAGAUUCAAUUCAAGGAGAGAGGCUGGAGAAAGUGAAACUCUUCAGAUAAUAUACUAUUCUUAACUCCGUUUGAUAAAUUCCGUACCCCCAGUCUCACACUUGUCAUGUUGAUAGGCUAUUUAAUUUUCGUCCUGGUAGACCGUUAGAUAGACGAUUAUGACACCAGAAAAGCGAGUUGUCCUGAGGCAAUAGCUCUAUCGAUUGCAAUAGCCAACCUUCUCUUAA
Molecule: messenger RNA, 1312 nt
Organism: Talaromyces proteolyticus
Lineage: Eukaryota; Fungi; Ascomycota; Eurotiomycetes; Eurotiales; Trichocomaceae
Exons: 5
Coding region: 59-1033 (324 amino acids)
Biological process (GO): regulation of DNA-templated transcription
Molecular function (GO): zinc ion binding; DNA-binding transcription factor activity, RNA polymerase II-specific
Source: RefSeq, a predicted model, not a curated record